Messenger RNA from Aspergillus caelatus, 4370 nucleotides. RefSeq names its product MIZ zinc finger domain protein. The transcript has a single exon. Bases 266 to 3823 code for a protein of 1185 amino acids. Gene Ontology annotation, molecular function: zinc ion binding; SUMO ligase activity. Lineage: Eukaryota; Fungi; Ascomycota; Eurotiomycetes; Eurotiales; Aspergillaceae. The record is from RefSeq and is a predicted model, not a curated record. Gene Ontology annotation, biological process: protein sumoylation.
CGGUACCAGAGUGCGUGUAUGUAUGUUACGCGCAAUAAUUGAUAUUUAUUUUCUUUUCCGUUCUUUAUUUUUUAAAAAAAAAUUAUGUUCUCUUAUUUGUAUGUCGGUCGGUCUGUUUCCCGGACAAACUGAUUUCUCUCUCAUUUACAUGGAUUCUUCCCUCAUUCCAAUUUCAAUCUAGACUUCAACAAUUUCUUAUGCAUUCAGGCGAAGGAAAAGAAAACCAAGCGAAAGGAGAAAAUGAACCAGACGAUGCUCUGUCAUCAUGAGCCUAACUCCCCACUUACCUAAUGUUAAUUCUAACCCAAAUUCCGUCGAAUCGUCCAAUUCCACCGCCAGCAUUUUUCUAGGUGGUGUGCGGAGAUCGUGGAUGCUGAAUGCAGCCAACAGUUCCUCUUCAUUCUCCGGCCACUCCGAAUUACCUGACGAUUCGGCUACCGCUACUCCUUCGAAUAACGGUGUUGCUGUUUCUGCUACUGAUGCUACUGAUGCUACUGAUGCUGCUGCUGCUGCUGCUGGCCGGACGCGUCAACAAGGCAUGCGAGAGUCGUGCUCUCUUCGCGUGCUUCCCGUGCCAUCCCAAAGUCAUGAAGAGAAUGCCGCGUCAGUCACCACUUCUGCCGCCGCUCUGCCCUCACAACCUCAAUCGCAGCCGAAUGUAAUAUCCCCGGUGACUCGCGGUCACGCACAGCAGCAGUUCCAGCAGCAAUCUUCCGUUUCUCAGGGCUCGCCGGGGCCCGACCCUCCUCUAGCAGCGACAGCUACCACAACCACUGUGGUGUCUCGGCCGUCCGCUUUACGUACCCUCCACACCCCGAUCGUAGUCCCUUCUCCAAUACAUGACAGCUCCAGCAAUGUCGUUACUUGCAAUGGCGCGAGUCCCUCGGUUGCAGCUUUUCCGUCCCCUCGCACCGUGGGGCCAGCGCCGCUGCCUCACCAGUCCCAGGUCGGGACAGCAGUGUCUAUAUCUUCACCAGCUGGGGUUGAAGCCGCGAAUAUUAUAGCCGGGAAUUCUACCAGGGCCGGACACCAAUGGGAAAGGAGCAAUAUUUCAGUGCAACUGCAGAGACGGGACUCGCACGCAUCUCACUCACACUCUCCAGCUUUGUCUCCAGCUUUCCCACCGUCUGCCGCAUCCCCUAGGCAACAGAUGGUGCAGUCCCCUAGUGCAUCCCGGCGCAAUCCUUUCCACAAUCCCCUUCUGGAUGACGCAUUUUACGAACAAUCGUUGAAGACAAUUGAAAAUUUCCAAAAUCAACUGAAGCAGAGGGAUUGUCUCGGAAAUGUAGAACAGCCACGGACGCAGCUUCUGUACCAAGCCUGUGCUGAACGAGACCCUCUGUUUCUCGCGAUUCAUCAGGUGUAUUGUUUGCAUAGCCUUGCCCCCCAAGAAUUUUUCCAGCUGCCGGGAUAUACCGGGCUUCAGGAGUGUGGCUUAGAUGUGAUUAGGAGACUCUUAGUAGAAAACAAUCGGGUCUCAGGGGGUUUUCUCAGAUGGUCUGCUCAGUUCCCUGCCCCACUUAUAGGGUUGAUACAGAGUUCUAGAUAUGGACAAGCUGUGGAGCAGGCCGGGCAAUGUCUCCGCUUGCUAGGUGAAAAGUGGCCCAUGUAUGUGAAGGAAGUGCGAAAGCGAGAGUUUCCACCGUUGGUCGAGGAGCUUGUGAAGAACUUCGGAAUCACAUCGGGGGCUUUAGCGUAUACGGUCUUUCUGUCCACGUGUCGUACAUUGCCCGGGUCCAAGAGUGAAGAGCAUUUGAAGGCCGUCUGGGAGCUAGAUCUACGGUACUACCAACAGCGUUGCGCAUCAUCGCGUCUGGUGUCUAAUGCACAAGUUUACGAAGAGACCCAGAAGGUCGUUCAGGCAUACCGCUCGGUUCCUGCACCAGAUGGCACGCAUCAGUCGGGGCCACCCCCGAACCUGUCCCAUGGGCCCACGUCGAUCGGAGAUCCAAUGGUACAUCUGGUGGCCAGACCUACGAGCACCGGUAGUCCUCAAGUCCGCAAUCCCCAGAUGACGCUUCCAUUGCCCAGUCAACCCGGCCCCUGGGUGUCGCAGGGUACAAUGAGUACACAUUCCCAUCCUUUGCCAGUUAUGAUGACGAGUCGUGGAGGUUCGGUGCCUCAUUCAGUGACCAGGUCGUCAGGCGCUCCAAUACCUCAACCCGUUAAUCCUGAGGUAGCCUCCCCAACAUCGUAUCAGUUCAUGCCUCCAACGGCGCGCAUGCCAGCCAACGCCUCGGGCUCUUACCCUUCGGCUCCUGUUCACAGUCGACGUUCAAGUUGGACUAAUGGCGCUCCGACCACUCCACAUACUUACACACUUCAGGUGUCCGAUCCAAUGUCGAGAGCAACCGGUGCUCCAGCCCAAGCAGCUGUUCCGCCGAUGGUAUAUCCGUCCCAAAUUGCGCAUCCUCCACCGGGAGGCAGAAUCCCGUCGAUGCAACCCGCAGUCCAAGGUCCACGACAGGUACCGGCACGGCCACCUCAGCUAGAGCUACGAAACAAUGGGGCUGGUCCGUCGGGGCAACCAGUGAAUCUGAGGCAUCAUACUCAACCCCCACACUCUCCAGUGUCUCAACGACCGCCUCGUCCACAUCCCCCGCCUACCCUUCUUCUUCCCCUUCCAGACUCACAUCCAUUUUAUACAAUCCCGCCCCAACCGCUGCGGGAUGCUCUUCAUCAGGUCCACCUACGUGACCCACACAAUUACCUGCUUUCUAGAGGGCCUACAGGCGAGCAGGAGAUGGAAUUGUUCCAAUAUCUCAGUUCGUUCGCUGUGCCACCGACACCACUCGGGCGGGAGCAGUGUGCCUUCCAUUGGAAGUUCACUUUGUCAAAGGAUAAUCUAGACCAGUUUCCUAAAUCUCGCCCGGCAGGGAUAGGACAGCGCUCGUUCCGUUUCUAUUCUAGUGGCAAUCGGGUAUAUCGACUACGGUGUAUCAAGAUGCCCUCGGCAGCCAGUGAGGUCGCAGAGUCGAUGUGGUCUGUUACUGAAUCGGUGUGGCCGAGUGUUUUUUAUGUUCACGUCAAUGGGGUGGAGCUUUUUGUUCGCCGACGAGUGCAUAAUGGUAAAGAUCUCCCGUUAGAUAUCACCGAUCAUCUUAGGGAAGGGGAUAAUAUGAUAUCCUUAUAUUUUAUCCGCAGCCCAGCUGAAGCAAACGAUAUGUUAUACGCAAUGGGAGUUGAAGUGUUGGAGAUAUCAGAUCUGGUUCGAGCAUUUUCACUUGCUCAAGCCUUACCCGCUUCUGAAUGUCGGGAGCAGAUUUGCCAGCGUCUCUCUUCUAGCUCGCAGGACGAUGAAGUGAGUGUUGUCAGUGACCAUCUCAGCAUCAACCUCGUGGAUCCUUUCACCGCACGAAUUUUCAGUCGCCCUGUACGCGGACGCUCCUGUGGACACCGGGACUGCUUUGAUCACUUGACCUGGAUACAGACGCGUGCCUCGAAGUCGGGAAAACGCAGCCUGAAAAAUGACUGGAAAUGUCCCAUUUGCGGCAGAGAUGCGCGUCCCCAGCAAUUGGUCAUCGAUGGUUACCUUCAGGAAGUGCGCGCGGAGUUAGCACGCACCAACCGACUCGAAGGAGCAAAGGCAAUCCUCAUCAAAGCCGACGGAUCCUGGGAAUUAAAAUCAGAAUCAGACGCACAACCCUCUUCAGAACGCGGCCCCGAUAACACCGGGGAACGAGUCCCGUCUAAACGGAAAGCAUCCGAACCCAGUAAUCAUUCCCCAGCUCCAGCUACUCAGAGGCCAAAAUCUGAACGGACCAAUUCCGUGAACGGGCCGGUCAGCAAUGCUCACCCACCCGAAGUCAUUACGCUGGAUUAAACAAGAAAAAGAGAGUGAAAAAAAAAUUGUCAACAUCGCUAUCGAGUCCCUUACCAAGGAGAGAACUCCUGCAUGACUGAUGACUUCAUUUGUUCUACUUCCUGCCUUGCAAGUUCUUAGCAUACGUGAGCUCUGCGAUUUUCUUUUUGUCAAAUAAGUCAGGCGCUUUUGUUUUGAUUACGAUACCCAGCUUGCUUAAAUUGUUGUUAUUGGUUCUUACUUCCCUUUUUGUCUCCUUUCUAUCUCGCACUCUUGAUUCAACCACUGCAUGGGACUGCGUGUAAAAUUUUGGAUUGGUUGGUCUUUCUUUAUCUCUUACGCUUUCAUCUCUUACCUCGGAAUGUAUGCAGACAUGUACAGUAUACCAAAACAACACAGAAGGGGAAGGAUGAUUUGAACGUCGAUACAAACGUACCUUUAUAGUAUCAAAGGAAGUACUAGGUUAGGUUCUCUAAAUCAGUAGAAUCGUUGAGACGGCAUGGUCUAUGUGCUGGGUACAAUUAAUAUACAUACAUAUAUAUAUAUAUACACACAGAGUACAAGCUCA